Molecule: messenger RNA, 1919 nt
Organism: Pieris rapae (cabbage white)
Lineage: Eukaryota; Metazoa; Arthropoda; Insecta; Lepidoptera; Pieridae
Product: cytochrome P450 4C1
Exons: 10
Coding region: 38-1534 (498 amino acids)
Molecular function (GO): heme binding; iron ion binding; monooxygenase activity
Source: RefSeq, a predicted model, not a curated record
UCACCAUUAUAUCUUCAACUACCAGAAGGGCUGGACAAUGCUGUGGUUACUUAUACUUUUUGCGUUAUGCUGUGUCUAUAUAUAUUUGUCUAUCAAAAUGUACCCUGGGGAUAUGCCAGUAUAUCCCGGCCGUGUACCAAUUUUGGGCAACAUCUCUUUGCUCUUGGGGGAUUCAAUUGCUUCAUGGCAUUACAUAAAGAAGCUGACGGAAUACACAUACAAUAAUGGACACGUUUCCGUUGUUUACGCAGGAAUUAUGCCAAUUUAUCUAAUUACGGAUCCGGAUGACUGCUACAAGGUGCUGACGACGUGCUUAGAAAGGCCUGGCUUUGCGAAUAAGUUUCUAAAACAAUUCCUUGGUAAUGGUCUUCUGACUGGACCAGAGGCAAUUUGGAAGCAACACCGUAAGUUAAUAAACCCAGCCUUCAAUCAACAAGUAGUAGACAGCUUUAUGGGAAUUUUUAAUGCUCAGAGUCGACGUUUGGUUGAAACAUUGAAAAACCAUGUGGGCAAGGGACAGUUCGACCAUCAUGACUAUUUGGAGAAAACCGCCUUGGAGACUAUUUCUCUAACAAUGGCGGGAGUAGACAUUAGCAAUCAGAAAGAGUUCAACUACAAAUGUCUUAUGGCAUUCCGUGCUGUCGUCGACGGCGUCAUAGCGAGAGCCAAAAACCCACUCUACUACUUCGAUAAUAUAUACAGAACGUCAGAAUUGAAGAAAAUAGAAGACGCUCAUGUCAAAAUAACUCAUGAGUUAACUGAACAGUAUUGUAAUAUACAGAUUUUCUUUAAAACGUGUUAUUUAUCGGUCCUGAAAAAAAAGCGUGAGGUGUACGCAACCGAAGAAAAUAAAGAAUAUUCAGAAAAAAAAUUUAAACCAUUCCUUCAUCGUUUGCUGGAUUUUAGUAAUACACUAUUAAGCGACAAUGAUAUUAAAGACGAAAUGAAUAAUAUUAUGUACGCGGGCUCCCAAUCCAGCUCGGCAGUUCUUGCCUAUACGAUGUUAAUUCUAGGUACAUACCCCCGUAUACUAGAAAAAUGUCAACAAGAAAUUCGUGACAUAUUCGGCGAAUCAGAUAGAGAUGUGGAGAAAGAAGACUUGACCAACUUGAAGUAUAUAGAUGCAGUUCUAAAAGAAACGAUUCGACAAUGUCCGGUAGCACCAUUUACUGGUCGAUUAAUUACUGAAGACAUCCAACUUAAAAAUACAGUUCUUCGUAAAGGGUAUCCAUGCGCUAUUCUAUUAUACGGUAUGCUUAAUAACCCAGCUCUAUGGGGUAAAGAUGCUAGUGAAUUUAUACCAGAAAGGUGGUUGGAUGGGAGACUUCCAAAAAACUCUAAUGCUUUAGGCGCCUUUGGUUUUGGAAAAAGAAAUUGUGUUGGUAAAGUAUAUGCCUUUACUACAAUGAAGGUUUCCCUGGUACAUAUCCUUCGUAGGUAUAAGAUGACAGGAAAUUUUUUCAACAUGAAAUUGAAGAACCAAGUUAUUAAUAAGCCAGCUGGCGGCCACGAAAUUAGCAUAGAAUUCGCCUAAAAUUUCUUAAUAAUGCACUAGAUAAAUGCCGAUUACGUAUCUACAUGAAUUACUAAUCGAAGAAAACUUUACUUCAUACCUCAUUGACUAUAAAAGUAUUUGAUUUUGUUAUUCUAUCUUAUAUUUGAUUUACCUUCUUGCAAGUUAUGAACUAACAUAUAAAGUACGAUUAUUUAUAAUUUUACUUUUCUUUAUUAAAUAAAAUCACUGCAACCAGGUAAAAAGUAUAAUAAAAUACUGUAACUACUAUUAAAUAAAAUCUGAGAACCAAGAUUAAAAGUACAACAAUAUGACAUAAAACAAAAAUAAUAGACGCGGCUAAAAUAGUGUGCCAAGCAAAUUAUUAUUUCUAAAUGUUAAAGUGUAUUUUUUUCUUAAUUCAAAA